This is a messenger RNA of Rotaria sp. Silwood2, 2610 nucleotides long. Lineage: Eukaryota; Metazoa; Rotifera; Eurotatoria; Philodinida; Philodinidae. The record is from the annotation of a GenBank genome assembly.
AUGACUUCUCAUUCCCUACCAGAUCAAUAUACUGGAAUGACUGGUACGGCACGUGCCUUUCAAUUGUUAAAUUCGGCUGGUUGUUGGUCGGAUCAACUUUUCGAUGUACUUUCUUUAAAUAUUUUAAGUCAAAUUACUGCUAUUUCGCCGAAGGCAACUUACUACCCAGAAGAUCUUACGUGUAUGGUAACAAUAAAAUGGAAUUUGAAUAGUUUACCUUAUUCAAUGCAACGUUUUGGUUAUUAUUUAACAGCAAAAAAGCUUAUCGACCUAUUUCUUAUCAUUCGUGGUUUGUUAUCAUCAGAAGUUCUGUUGGUUGCUUUGAAAAAACGAUAUCGAGUUAAUUAUGGUAUUAAUCCAAAUUCUUAUUUUAAUCGUUUAAUGGCUGUACCAUUUCGUGCAAAAGAUAUUAUAGCUGACAAAACUGAAUUCGGUCGUCCUGAUGUUGCUUUAGUAUUAACACAACUCUCAUAUUAUUAUUCAGGUUUAAACGAUUCACAAUUGAUUCAAUGUUUCGUUCGUUUAAGUAAAACAGAAAGUAAUCCUGCAUCUACUUAUGAACAAUGGAUUCCAGCUGAAGAGCAAGAUGGAGUACCUUUAAGUAUCAAACAAUGGAAAGGAGUUAAUUUAAAAGAUUACCAACAACAAACUCAGGAUAUCUUUUCCACUCUACGAUACAAUAUGUUAGUUGUCAAUUAUUUUCUGAAUCAUUUUGUAUUUCCUCGAGAAGCGAAACAAUUUCCUCAUAAAUUAGUUUCAUCAGCUUUGGACUUGUCUUCAUCUUUACGAUCAAAAAUAACAACUGGAUUUAGUGGCACUAAUGAUACACAAUUAUUAUUUCCAGUUCAUAUUCAACAAUAUGAUUUACUUGAACUUCAGAAAACCGAUGCCAUUGUUGUUAAUAAUUUUUUACAACCUGAAAGUGAAAGUUAUCAAUCUUUACCAAUCAAUGCUACUUCAAAUGAGAUUUUAGAUCAAAUUAUUGCUUAUGCUGUUUAUCUUGAAUUCGAUUCAAUUGUUGCUUGUGAUCGUCAAUUUCAUCAUCAACGAUUAGAUCAUUGUAUAUUUUAUUUAGAUGAAAUUCAUAUGAGAGGAAUCGAUUUUAAAUUUCCAAAUGAAUUUAAAGCUGUAGUAACGUUAGAAAAUAGUUUGACAAAGGAUCGUUUUGUUCAAGUAGCAAUGAGAAUGAGAAAAUUAGGGAAUGGACAUUCAUUAAUAUUUUGGAGUUCAAAUGAAGUUCAUCAACAGAGUAUAACAUUGAAGAAAGAUUCAUUCCAUCAAAAUCAAGAAGAAAAUGUUAAUCAUCUCAUCAACUUGAUCGAUAUUCUUCGUUGGGUAUACAAUAACACUAUGCAAUCGACUUGGGAAGGAUUACAUCAUUGGUCCGCACAAAGUUUAAGUUUUCAACAAAAAAUGAGCGCAUCUUUGACUAUUAUUUGGAAGAAUGAUCAACAAUGGUUUACAGAUAUAAUGAUGAAAGAAUUAGCUAGAGAAUGUUUGGAACCGGAAACAACUGAGUUAACACAUAUGGAUGAUGAAGAACAACAACGAGUAUUAGAACAAGAAUUAGAAGAAGAACAACAAUUGAGACGUUCUUCAUCUGUCAUUCCAUGUGAACCUAGACUACAUGAGGAAAUUAAGAAAUUAUGUGACACAUAUGGUGUUAUGCUCGAUUUGGCACAAUUUCCUAAUGUAUUUCGUCAUUUAGCAUAUGCCUUCAUUGACACUACCUUCUCAAGCGAUGGAGAAUCAUUAAAUUCCUUCAUGCGACCACCACGUUGGAUAGUUGUUUAUCGACACCAACAUAGGUUAUUAUUACCUCGUACUAAAAGAAUUCAAUCAAUUUUUGCUAAUACUUAUACUCUAACAAUUCCUCCAUUAAUUGCACCUUCUGAUGACGCCGCCUUUUAUUUCAUACCAAUAGAACAGUUGGUUCAGUUGCAUGUCUUUAAUGGCACUCUUUAUUUUGAAACAGUUGCCGAACAAACAGCUUAUUGCCAUUGUUUAAGUCUAUGUUCUAAACCUCGAACAGAUACACAAGAAAAAGCAUUUGAAGAAAAUCGGAUUACUAUUGGUGGAUUCGUAGGAAAACCAGAGCAUCGUUGUCAUUUACAAAUUCACCAAGCUCGAUUCAAUUUAAAUCCAUUAGCAUUUGUCACACAACUGAUAAAAAAUCGAAAUAAUUCAGAUACUUCGAUACCGUCACAUGUGGGUAGUAUUAUUCUCAACUCGCACAAACUCAUUUCAGUUAAUAAAACAGGAAAAUUAUGUAUUGAAGUAACACCUGUAUCAAACAAUUCUCAUAUAUCCGAAGAAUUAUGUAUUGGUUGUGGUAUAUGUGUGGAAAAAUGUCCAUUCGAUGUGACAACUAUUAUUAAUUUACCAACUAAUCUUGAUAAAGAAACAGCACACCGUUAUGGACCAAAUUCAUUUAAAUUAUAUCGCUUACGAACGCCACGACCAGGACAUGUUUUAGGUCUUGUUCGCUCAAAUGGUACAGGGAAAACAACAGCAUCACAGAUUUUAUCUGGAAAAUUAAAGCCUAAUUUGGGCAAAUAUUCGAUAUUAAAAACGAAAAGAAAUAGUUUUAGUUUUAAUGUUAUACAUUAA